AUGAGAAACCACACAGCAAUAACCACCUUCAUCCUCCUGGGAUUAACGGAUGACCCACAACUACAGAUUCUGAUUUUCAUAUUUCUAUUUAUCACUUACAUGUUGAGCAUAAUUGGAAACAUGAUCAUCAUCCUCCUUAUAUUAGUGGAUUCCAACCUUAAAACUGCAAUGUACUAUUUUCUCCAGAAUUUUUCCUUCUUAGAAAUUUCAUUUACUUCUGCCUGCAUUCCUAGAUUCUUGUAUAAUCUUUCAACAGGUGACAGGAACAUUACAUAUAAUGCAUGUCUAAGCCAGCUAUUUUUAACAGACUUAUUUGCAAUAACAGAAUUUUUCCUCCUGACCAUCAUGUCCUAUGAUCGGUACGUGGCCAUCUGCAAACCCCUGCACUAUGUGACCAUCAUGAACCGCAGGUUCUGCAAAAGACUUGUCUUCUGCUGUUGGAUGACGACUUUGUUGCUGAUGCUUCCAGCAUUUACUUUGUUUUUGAGUCUGGAAUUCUGUGACUCUAAUGCCAUUGAUCAUUUUGUCUGCGAUGCUAAUCCUCUGAUGAAGAUCUCAUGCUCAGAUACUUGGCUCAUGGAGCAGAUGGUCAUUGUCUGCUCAGUGUUGAUCUUCAUAAUCACUCUCGUGUGUGUGAUUCUGUCCUACGCUUAUAUCAUCAGAACAAUUCUGAGGUUUCCUUCAUCCCAGCAAAGGAAGAAGGCGUUUUCCACCUGUUCUUCCCACAUGAUUGUGAUUUCCAUUUCCUAUGGCAGCUGUAUCUUUAUCUAUACCAAGCCUUCAGCAAAAGAUGAUACUGCCAUGAAUAAAGGGAUUGCACUAUUACCUACUUCUAUCUCCCCCAUGUUGAAUCCAUUUAUUUACACGCUAAGGAACAAACAAGUGAUACAAGCCUUUAAUGACUUGACUAUGGAGAAACUGAGCAAAAGGUCAUGA
This is a messenger RNA of Talpa occidentalis (Iberian mole), 936 nucleotides long. RefSeq names its product olfactory receptor 6C2-like. The transcript has 2 exons. Bases 1 to 936 code for a protein of 311 amino acids. Gene Ontology annotation, molecular function: G protein-coupled receptor activity; olfactory receptor activity. Lineage: Eukaryota; Metazoa; Chordata; Mammalia; Eulipotyphla; Talpidae. The record is from RefSeq and is a predicted model, not a curated record. Gene Ontology annotation, cellular component: membrane. Gene Ontology annotation, biological process: G protein-coupled receptor signaling pathway.